AUGCCUGCUUUGCCUUCACCUUACGCCAAAGGUGGGAGCAUAGUGUCAAUGCCUGUGGGGCCGGCCGUCCCUGCAGGGUCGGUUAAGUCGUCUUCAGGAAAGCUUGAAUCACUCAGGCUUGCAGGAGUGAGGGUCCCGAAUGCACCGGGGCAGAGCUGGGAUCAAAAACUCUCCGAAGCAAGGGAGGCGGCUUUGGCAAAGUGGCUUGGGAUUCUUGAGAGGUUCCCCGAGGAUUUUGGUUUGACUUUGUCGAUUCGGUUAGACCGGGAAAAUGGACGAGAUGCCGACUUGAAGACCUCAUUGCAAGAUGUGUUUUCUCAGAAGGCGAGCGUCACAAUCUCGGGCCGUGCCGGGCCUCUAGCCAGGUACGUCAAGCAUUGCCGAGGUCACCAGGUCAAUCCUUUCCCUGUCACCGAAGCCGGGGUCUAUGCUUUCCUUCAAGACUAUGCAUCACACGAGGCGCCCACUUUCGCAAGGAGCUUCUUGAGCAGCCUCGCUUUUGCAAAGUUCACUGUGAGCUUGAAGGUGAGCGAUGAAGUCUUUAGCCCCAGGGUCCGUGGGCUGUCGUCGAAGCUAUAUCUUGACAAGAGAAAGACUCGACAGAAGCCAGCUCUUAAAGUUGAUCAUGUGCGCAAGUUGGAAGCCAUUGCAUCUGGUUCGAUCAAUCUCGAACCCGCAGAUCGGGUCGCUGCCGGCUUCUUUGUUUGGACCCUUUACGCACGAGCGAGGUACUCAGAUGCCCAGGCUGCAGGUGCAAUGACUUGCGACUUGAGUGAUACCCCAGAUGGCGUUGUGGGAUACCUUGAGGCUGCUGUUGAGCGAAGCAAAACUUCGUUUUCACUUGAAAGAAAGGUCAGGUAUUUGCACAUGUUCGCUCCCAUCCAGGGAAUAGGCGAGGUGCCCUGGGGUGUUAAGUGGAUUGAGUUCUAUAAAGUGCAUGGGCCUCCUUUGGGGACGGGUAAGCCCUUGCUUCCGAGUCCGCUCUCUGGAGGAGGGUGGCAAACGGCGCCGUUGGCGGUGGCAAGUGCCACGAAAUGGAUGAAGUCACUCUUGAUCCGUGCAGGAUGCGACAGGUCUUCUGUCGAACCGCUUGGGACGCACAGUCUCAAGGCGACGACCUUGAGUUGGAGCGCCAAAUUCGGAUUAGCCCGCGAGGUGAGGGCGGCCCUUGGUUAUCACGCCAGGGGCCGUGAUGGAACCGAGAUCAUCUAUGGGAGAGACAACAUGUCUGCUCCUGUGCGCCGGCUGCAAGAGGUCCUGCUCGAAGUGUCACGCGAAAGGUUCAUGCCGGAUGCCACCAGGUCCGGCUACUUCGUGAAGCGCUUUGGAGAGCCGGAGGGGGUGCCCAUUCCUCCUGACGAGGUUCUGUCGGAUUCUUCUUCCGAGGCCAGCGAGGAUGCCGAGGAUGUCGACGAUGAGUUGGGGAGGCAAUGGGAGCCCGAUGCAGGCUUGCGGGCCGAGCUUGAGGCACUCACGCAUCGCAUUGUGUAUGCAUUAGAACAUGCUGACAUACUUCAUGUGACUUUUAAGCGGAUUGCUAGCCGGGUCCUUCUCCUGAAGAUGGCGAACUACUCUGAGAGCCAAUCGGUUCUGCAGUCACGAUUGAGCGUCGUGGGUUUCGCGGAAGGAGAUGUCCUGAAAAUUCUGCCUGAGGUGGGAAACUUGAGGAGGCUGGCUUUCAUUUCUUCUUUCACCCCUGGCCAGACAGACGAGGAGCCUUUGAUGCGGGUGUUGAAGGAUAUCUUGAAACGAGAUCUGACAAUCGCAGACAAGGCCAAUUGGCGUGCGGUGUACAAUGAGGCUUAUGCCAUUGUGACCGCGGAAAUGAAGCAGCGGAUCGAGAAGGCCGAUCCCGAGUCGACUGUCAGGCCAUUGUCGCAGCCUGAGAGGUCUGAGCGUUACGAGCGGCAGGCAAAGAAGCUUGUCGGAAUUUCGCUAAAGGGGCCUCUGGAGCCUGCCGAUGCACUUGUCGACCUUGCUGUGGCCUCCUACGAGGCGAAUGAGCUCAGGUACAUUCCGUGGGACCGGUGUGUGUCAAAGGAAGCUGAAUUGGCUGGCGAGAAGAAGCGAGAUGUUAGGUUCACGGUCGAAGAGUCCUCUGGCAAGCUUCGGAUUGAGCAUAAGCAGCCUGACUUGGUUGCGGAUACUUCAUCAGAGAUUCUUGUUCAGCAGGCCCUCACGAGGAGGUCUCUGGCCAUGGAUCAGGCGAACCUGAUCGAUUUCAGUGUCUCCGACCAAUGGACUCAGCGCUUGAUGAAGGCUCGCAUGCAGACACCUGCGGAGCAUUUUGUCAGGCCCACUUGGAAGCAGCUUGAGUCGGCGGAUCGGCAGCUGUUUGCCGAGCUUCGUGAUAAGACCAGGGCAGGAGUGCAGACCGUCGCAUCGGGUCGCCCGUUGGACACACUUCUGCCAGAUGCGAUGUACAUGAACGAAGUGUCAUGCUUAUUGCAACCUUUUCCGGCCCCUGCCCUAAAGGAUGUUCCCCAGAAGCCGGAUGCUCCCAAGUGGGAGAGGCCAUCUCCUUACACCAAAGGUGGGGGCAAAGGAAAGAAAGGUAAGCAGAGGUUCAUGACAAGGCUGCUCGACGAAGGGGCAGAAGUGCGAGAAGGGCGGCCGGUGCUCCAGAGAGUGUGCAUCAGCCGGCAGCGAGGACAGCACAGGUGGAUGAUCUCCGAGAGGGAGUUCAUCGGUGUUGAUCGAGAGGAUCAUCACGUGCACAACGUUGGCUCUCACAGUGCCAUCGCCAGGCCAUCACCAGGUAUGGUGGAGGCCGCACGCAGCAGGUCCCCGAAGCCCCGUGACGGGGCGGAGUCACGGAGCCGCACAGCAGGCUCUACACUUGACGAGGGUCAUGUGAGUGCCACCGAUGUUCUGCGAGUCUUCGAUGGUCUUCCUUCGGAUGCCUUGAAGAGGGGUGCCGAUGCACCUCUCCCAACUUCGAAAUCUUAUGCCACGGGAGCGUAUGUUCUUGGUGGUAAUGUGGGCCUGAAGGCCAAUGCCUCAGCCAACCCGGAGGCGCUCAAAGUCUUUGCAAGGAACAUCUUGACUUUCUCCGCGAGUGUCAUGUUGAUGUUCCGGAAUGCGCGCCCGAGGGAACCUGUGAGCGACCCUGCUAGUCCCUUGAAGCCCGGUUCUGCUCUCUAUGUCGAGAUAAAGUGUGGGUCCGGGCUGCUGCCGGCUCGGGUGCGGCGGGAUUGUUUUAAGGCUACUUUUAGCGCCGGGCAAACCAUUCGCCUCGCCAAACUCUUGCUUGCAUCUGAUUCGCAUUGGAGUGUCUUGCAUCCCCUGGCGUCAGCCCUGUGGAAACAGCUCGACUUGCCCGACAACCUCCAUUGCGUAGACUUCUGUGCAGGUUGCUACGGGGCUCCCUGUCCGGUCAAAAUGCGUCUGUGCACAACCCAGGCCGCGCUGGCUGGCAUGCCGGUGCCAGCAUGUCGUUGUCGCCCCGGGCCCCACGCUGCGGGCUCGCUUGCACCAGAUGUCUUGUACACACCCAAAUUCUGUGAUGUGUUUGCUGGCCUCCUGCAGCUGGCGGUUGGCCAGUCUGGCCUCUUACUUGAGCACGCUGUUCCACUGCAGAGUUCGCGGCAUUCUGCCGUCGCAGCCGCUGGGUGGCAGCCUCGAUUGUCAAAAUUCCAGCCGCAGAUCGCCGAGUUUAAGUGCCAGGCCACGGUCAGUGAGUUCCCGUGGCCCCUUCCUUUGGAUAAUAAAGGCAAUCUCACAUGUGCCGUAGGGUCCAUCCCUCCUGGCUCCCGCCUUCUUCGCGUUGUGUGUGAUCGGGGGGUCGUCGGUGCGAAACAGGUCGGAAGCCUGUCAGGUGUGCCUUCAGCAGUUACCUUUGGCAUUUACCGCACGGAACAAGAGUUUGUGGCUCAGGCAUUGCAUAUCGAUCAUCCCUUCGACUUGUGCGUGGCAGUCCCAGACUUCAUGUUGAGAGCGUUGGCUUUUACCUUGAAAGAGGGCCCGGUUGGUGUGAUGAAACACCGUCUGAAUUUGCUCCAGCAGUGGACUUCUUGGAAACGCGAUUUGGCUGGUGCCGAAGCAAAUCUGCAUGCUGCCAUGGAUCCUGGUGUAGCUUCUGUUAUGAAGGGCAAGAACAUCUUGCUUUUGGAGAAGAUUGCAUCGUCUUUCAGUUGGCCUGACACUGAAGUCUUCGAACACCUCAAGCAUGGGUUUCCUUUAGUGGGGGAGUCGAGUCCUUCUGGCAUCUUCGAUGUGGAUAGAAGACCGGCUCUGAUGACAAGGGCAGAGCUUGUGCAGCAUGCUAAAUUCCUUAGGCCUGCGCUGUGGGCGAAGGUGGCGAACGCGGAGGUGGACGAUUUAGCUCGGGAAGUGUGGGACUCCACACUCACACAGCAAGAGAUGCUAGUCAAGGAGUGGCUAACCGGGCCUUACUCGUGGGACGAGCUGCAAGCCCGUCAUCCAGAAGGCUGGCUUCCAGUGCGGAGGUUCGGCAUUGUGCAAAAAGCCAAGACGCGGUCGAUAGACGAUUUGGCCGAGAACUCUGUAAACUGCGCUUAUGCUGUUUCCGAUCGGAUUUCUUUGAGGGCCCUCGAUGAAUUGGUCUGGCUUGCGAUCACCCUCUUUAAGAUCUUCAUUGCAAAAGGCGAGGUGAGCAUCCCUUUGUCGGACGGUGACCAUCUCGCUUUCCGCUUGAAAACAGUGGACUUGAAAAGUGCUUAUAAACAGUUGGCGGUUUCUCCACGAGACCGCUGUCUGAGCAUAGUGGCCAUCAAGGACCCGGUUUCGGGGCUUGCGUUUGGCUUCGAGAGCCGAACCCUUCUGUUUGGGGCCACCUCGUCGGUGGUUUCAUUCAAUCGCGUUGCAAGAUUGCUCCAAAGGGUUCUGAUUGCGUUGCAGGUGCUCGCCUGCAACUACUUCGACGAUUACCCGGUGUUAGAGGUCUUGCCGCUUUGUAACAACACGCAGUCGACUGUCAGAGCCGCGUUGGACCUGCUGGGUUUCGCCUGGGCAGAAGAUAAGGAUCUUCCCUUCAGCCAUGAGGCCGAACUUCUAGGCGUUCGGGUUGACCUUGGUAGCUUUGGGGUAGUUAAGAUUGGGAAUAAGCCCGAACGUGCUACUGCCAUCGCUGAGGCGGUGGACUCCGUCUUGAGCGCGGGCCAUCUUGAUCCGAAGACUCUGCCGUCUUUGUUCGGUCGCCUCCAGUUUGCCGAGGGCCAGCUGCACGGGCGAUUGGGCAGAUUGGCACUGGCCGACCUUAGGGCGUGCACGAUGAGUUCUCAGGCCAAAGCCCUUGAUGCCACGGCUGUGCAGGCCCUUUGUAAUCUUAGCUCCCGGGUUCUUGGGGGUACCCCUAGGAUAGUCCCGGCCUGUGUGGGGUCUCGCCGUUCUGUGAUUUUCACAGAUGGUGCGUACGAGCCGACGAAUGAAACUCACCCCGCCACUGUCGGAGGAGUCUUGUACCAUUUCGACAACGGCGCGUGGUGCACUCUCUUCUUUGCAUGUGCUAUCCCUUUGAGCGUUGUACAGAGCUGGGAGGCUCUCGGGAAAAGGCAUUUGAUAGGCCCAGUUGAGAUGUAUGCAGUGGUAUGUGCGAGAGAAGCGUGGUCGAAGCACUUGAACAUGCAGAGGGUGACCAUGUAUGUGGAUCACUCCGGAGUGUUGGCCUCUUUGGUGAAAGGCUCUUCAAAAGACCCUUUGUGGAGGCAACUCUUGCUGAUCUUUGAGAGCUGCGACGCUGAGGCGAUGCUCCCUUGGUUUAGCCGCGUUCCAAGUGCAAGCAAUCCGGCCGAUCCUCCUUCGAGAGCUAAGUCAAUCUUUCCAGUCAGGGGGCAGGUGUGCAGAGUGUCGCCUCGAUGCCCGAUCAAAGGCAAUGCCACGAUUGAUCUCCUUCUUAAGUGA
Messenger RNA from Symbiodinium sp. CCMP2592, 5862 nucleotides. Lineage: Eukaryota; Dinophyceae; Suessiales; Symbiodiniaceae. The record is from the annotation of a GenBank genome assembly.